AUGAAUUUAACUGUCAGUGUUGUAGCAAACCUGUAAUCUUGUUCUUUGUCACCAGGAAAAGCAACUACCACAGUCAUAACAAGCGCUCUCAGUCAGUCGGUUUAUUCAACCUGAUUAUAUUUUUAGUUUAAUCUCCUUAACAAAAGCAACACGUGAGUCAUUUAUUUAGGUGUUGUUUACUUUGGUUGUUGUCAGGUUUUUUUUAUCAUCUCGUCCGGGUACAGCCAUUUCCUCUCGAUUCUUUUUUCUUGUUUAUUAUAUAAAACAUGUUGGAACUGAAACCUGUGGUUGAUAUUGGACUUAAUAUCAAGAACUUUAUUCAAUCUCGCUCCUCGAAGAAGAAAACCUCACAAAACUGUGAGACAUUGCGUCUGAUCAACCAAGAAAAAGAUGGCAGUAUUUUGUUCUCUUGGGAAGAGAAGCCAGCGAGAGAGGAUCAUCUUAAAACACAUAUCGGAUUAGCAUGUCCCGAUUCAAAAGACUACAGGGUCGUCUGGGUUUUUGAUAAAGUUGAAUACGUUACCAGCUGUUCCAUCAAUCAACACCACACACUUCUAGCUUUUACAAUCCUAACUGAAAUGGUUGAUGAAUUUGCUGGCCAAAAAAUUUACACAGCAUUUCUGGCCGAGAUUCUCACCCCAAAUCGCUUGUUUUCACUGAAUAUCGAAAGAGUCAAUUUCUUGAAGGUCCAGUUUUUGCAUCUGACCAAUAAGACCGGCCAAGAGAGCGAGUUCUCUGAUCGUCAAGCAUACAUGCUUGUCUUCUUGCACAAAGAAUCCAUUGGGCUUUACCAUAUUCCUUUAGCCAGAGCAGAAGAUGCCAUGAUAAUGAAACGUCAACCAGAGAAAGAACAGUUAAUCGGAGAGUUCUUGUGGUCUUCGUGGGACGUCCAUAACCAGCGACUCCACUACAUUUACCAUCAGCAUGAUGACAGCGUUGGUUACCGAAAGUUCCAUACCAUUCUCUCUACGUUACAGUUCAGCAAUAAUGGCAAAUACGACAGCAUGAUUGAUGUCCCACUGAACUUCCCAAUUCCAUUUAUGUCAAAGACCGGCAGACCAGUCUACAUUGACAUCCCUCUGUGUUCUGUUAUUCCUGAUCGUUCCAUUAACUUAGAAGUGAUAACAAUGCCCAAUGGUACCUUCUGUAUUUGUUACCAACCAACUCUGUCUCAGAAUCAACCUCAAGCUGUAACCCCUGAAGAAAAAGAACACAAUAUUACUGAUGAAGAUUUGGUUGAUGUCACAUAUUUCGUCUGUUUGGUCCACCAUGCCCACACUUUACAAGGUUCAGUUUCCAAGAUCCCAAAACACGAUGCCACAAGACGUCGCAUUCUCUUCACAUGGUUUAAUGGAUACCUGGUGGUUAGUCUCCCGGGAUUUUUCACCCACCUCCUCAACGUCAGUAUUGAAUACGAACCCUGUAACCACAUCCUGUUGCACAGAGAAUCGCUGUACGGCAGUGUUUCGAAAGAGAAAAAACCCUCACAACCUGAAGAUCGAAAUACAAAAUGUAGCAAAACAAAUGUGAAUCUGGAUGACAGCCAACACAACUACGUGUCUCUACUUCAUGCCAGCAGUAGACGGCUACAGUUAAGGAAUCACUACUGUAAAGGAAUGUAUCUAUCAGGUUGGCUGGUCUAUGACAAGAAAUCUCAGCGCUUAUACAAACUGUUGGUCAACAAAGACCAAUUGCUCCAUCUAUUUAGCUGUUGCUACCUUUCGACCACUCGUAUGGCUCUCUUCCAUUAUAUCUUGCUCCAUCUCAGAGACUACAAUGUCAUCAAAGAUAUUUUUGUUGCUCUCAGCAAUGAUUGUGCUAGUCCAGAGGUCCAAGAACUUUUAUCUGAGUUCCUAGUCAGUACGACCUAUUUGAAAAUGAGGCAAAGAGUUUCCAAGAGCAUCUUAACGGUGGUCCCUUUCACAACAGCUGAUAGUUUCAGGGGACAAUUGGAUAAGAACCAAUCAAAUGAGAUUUUGUCCAAAAUCCAGUACCAUGUUUUUUCCAAUAUCAGUAUCAGUCGCAAGUCUGUAAAAGACCGUGUGGGUUUUCCUCGGAGUGCUGACCUCUGGGACACACUACGACAGCAUCUGCGCCAGAACCAAAUAUUCCAAUUACAGUUUCCAAGAUUUUCCACGAGCAAGUUGCCUCACCAGAACCAAUCGACAUUAAUUGAUAUCCAGAAAUUGAAUGAAGUGGAGGUAACUGAUGGCAAUAUAUUUCUCACCAAACUCAUAUCUAAUCAGUCUGUCAGAGAACCGAGUUCUUCUGAAUCUGAAGUGGAUUCUACCAGAACCCAUCAUCCAUAUUCAGUUCUCGGUGCUUUGCCACAUUUUCUUGAAACCACCAAACUCACCAAGCAAUAUGGGAUUCUAAUGCUUUUGACAAAAGAAGCUUUCACUGAAUUUCUUAUAAAAUUCCGGAAAACAGAACCUCAGGUAAAGUUGGAGAACAUUGCCAAGGAAUACGUUGCCAGUCAGUUAUGUCAAGCUCGCCAAUUAUGUCAGUUUGCCUGGAGCGUUAAUAAACCGCAUGAAAAGCGUGCUUUGUACCAAUCUCCUACAAAGGAAGAAUAUGGUUUAUUCCAAUUGUUCGAACGGAUAUCAAUGGCAUUGAAAGAACAAACCUUCCCAAUAACUGAUGGUUUCUGUACCUAUUUUACAACUCUUGCUUUUCGUUGUCUCAGUCUCAGCCAAUUCUUGCAUUAUGUCGACAGUGGUGCCGUGUUGCUAACUGACAGGUUUGUCAAACAGGUUAUAAGUGAUUUGAAAGAUGAUGAUGUAUACAGCAGUCUCAAGUACCAGAUCAUCACCAGACUUUCAGAGAAAUCUGCCUUACAGUUUUGUCAAGACUGGAAACACCCCUACAGCACAACAUUCUUCACAAUGAACUCCAUACCAGAAAUAUUAUUAAAUGAUUGGGUGUUGACAGGAGAUGACCCAGCCUCUGCCUUCGACAAUGAGUCCAUGUUCUACCCUUUGGCUGCCUUCACGCAGUACUUGAAUGAGAAAAAUGAACCCAAUAACGCAGACGCUAUGAAUCACCUUGGUAACAGAAGACUCCAAGACGUUGCCCUUUGUCACACAAGAACUGAGACUGAUUGUAAUUUAGGAAAUGUCAACUUCUAGUAUUCCUCACUUUUUGUCACGUACACAUUAUUUAUUUAUUUAUUUAUUCUAUUGAAACCAAAGAAACAAGCAAACAAAAGUGAAGCAAGUUCCAUUAUUUGAACUGAUGUCACAAGAACUAGGAAAUUAUGGUGUACUCUUACUCUCUCUUUUACUCUUUUACUUGUUUCAGUCAUUUGACUGCGGCCAUGCUGGAGCACCGCCUUUAGUCGAGCAAAUCGACCCCGGGACUUAUUCUUUGUAAGCCCAGUACUU
Octopus sinensis (East Asian common octopus) is the source of this 3383-nucleotide messenger RNA. Its product is annotated as protein pigeon. Gene Ontology annotation, cellular component: trans-Golgi network. The record is from RefSeq and is a predicted model, not a curated record. The transcript is spliced from 30 exons. Gene Ontology annotation, biological process: positive regulation of amyloid-beta formation. NCBI's taxonomy places the organism in Eukaryota, Metazoa, Mollusca, Cephalopoda, Octopoda, Octopodidae. Bases 267 to 3128 code for a protein of 953 amino acids.